UUAUCUCCACAAUCAUAAAGACUAGGGGGGUGGGGUACACCAUUUAUUUCUCAGUACCCACUAUAUUAUAUGAAUCCAUUCUCAAAUCCCAUUAAGACUUGGAAAUCUUUCAAGCAAAACGGAUUUUUGUUAGAAAAUGAGUCAGUGUGUUCCGAGUUGGGAACUGGACGACAACAAUCCACUCACCACUCGCCAUCACUCGUUCCGCUUCAACUCAAAUUCCACUGCCCCUGAUGUUCCCAUGUUAGAUUAUGAAGUAGCUGAAUUAACAUGGGAAAAUGGGCAACUAGCCAUGCACAGCUUAGGUCCACCGCGUGUGGUGGCUAAACAACUAAACGCCACCACUUGGGAUAAACCAAGAGCCAGUGGCGGUGGCGGUGGCACUUUAGAGUCUAUAGUGAACCAGGCUACUUGUUUUCCAUAUGGUAGUAAGGAUUCUGUCGGUGCUGGUGGGGAUGAAUUGGUAUGGUUGGACCACCACCGUGUUUCGGCGGCGGCGUCGUCUUCAUCAGCCACCAUGGCUAUGGAUGCUUUAGUUCCUUGUUCAGAAGACAAGACCACCACCGCACACGUGUUGGAAUCUAUGCCGGGUCUUGGUGGUGGUGGAACUUGUAUGAUGGGAUGUUCCACUAGGGUAGGAUCCUGUAGUGGGACGGUUAAUACACAAGACGAUGUCACAAGGAAACGCGAAAAGGCGGUGGGUGUACAAGUAGCACCACCGGAAUGGGAACAAAGCGCAAGUGCCAGUGCCACGUUUGGAAGAGACAGUCACCGGAACGUGACCGUCGAUACGUACGACAAAGAUUUUGGUGUUGGAUUCACUUCUAUUUCACAUGGUUCCAUUGAAAACACGAAGACUGCAACAGAUAAUGAUCAUGAUUCAGCCUCUCACAGUAAACCUCAGGAGGAGACAGGUGAGGAAGACAAAAAAGAAACUAUGAAAUCUUCCAUUUCAACAAAAAGGAGCAGAGCUGCAGCUAUCCAUAACCAAUCUGAACGUAAAAGAAGAGAUAAGAUAAAUCAAAGGAUGAAAACAUUACAGAAAUUGGUACCUAAUUCAAGCAAGGGGAACAACUUGACAGAGGGUUACGUUGAUAGGUGUGGCGACAAUCACCUGCUACCACAUAAAUACCCUUUCAUGACAGACAAAGCUUCAAUGUUAGAUGAAGUGAUUGAAUACUUAAAACAAUUACAAGCACAAGUCCAAAUGAUGAAUAGGAUGAACUUACCAUCGAUGAUGUUGCAACAACAACUUCAAAUGUCGAUGAUGGCACCGAUGGGAAUGGGGAUGAGUGUUAUGGACAUGAACUUCAUGGGCCGACCAAACAUCAUUGGUAUCUCACCUGUUUUGUCUAAUCCUUUCAUGACAAUGAAUACACCUUGGGAUGGUUCUAACAACAAUGAUCGGUUACAACAAGCUGCUUCAAUGACAGACCCUUUAUCUACAUUCCUUGCUUGUCAAUCACAACCGAUGACUAUGGAUGCUUAUAGUAGAAUGGCCGCUAUGUAUCAACAAAUGCAACAACCGCCAGCUUCUAGUUCAAAGAGUUAAGCUUUCAAUGUGCCUUUAUUUAUACACAAAAAGAAAAAGAAAAAAACAACAACAUGAACUCGGAUUAUAAUUCUUUAGUUUCAAGUGGUUGGUUAUAUGUUUUUUAUUUUAUUUUAUUACAAAGCUUUGUUUUGUUUGCAAAUUAUUGUCUUUGAAUUUGUAAUAUUAUUAAAUGGUUCUCCCAUGAGCUACCAAGGGGGUUUCUCAACA
Gossypium raimondii (Peruvian cotton) is the source of this 1762-nucleotide messenger RNA. RefSeq names its product transcription factor UNE10. The transcript is spliced from 6 exons. The coding region runs from base 137 to 1552 and encodes 471 amino acids. Gene Ontology annotation, molecular function: protein dimerization activity. Lineage: Eukaryota; Viridiplantae; Streptophyta; Magnoliopsida; Malvales; Malvaceae. The record is from RefSeq and is a predicted model, not a curated record. Gene Ontology annotation, cellular component: nucleus.